Aspergillus bombycis is the source of this 790-nucleotide messenger RNA. Its product is annotated as putative rhamnogalacturonase. The transcript is spliced from 4 exons. NCBI's taxonomy places the organism in Eukaryota, Fungi, Ascomycota, Eurotiomycetes, Eurotiales, Aspergillaceae. The annotation marks the transcript as partial. Gene Ontology annotation, biological process: carbohydrate metabolic process. The record is from RefSeq and is a predicted model, not a curated record. Gene Ontology annotation, molecular function: polygalacturonase activity.
AUGCGCUCACUUCUCCUCCUCCUCUAUUCCACCCUCACCGUCGGUCAACUCAUUGGCCCCGUAGGCCCAACCACGCCCCUCUCCGAAAAAACCACCGAAUGCAACAUCCUAUCCUACGGCGCAGUCGCCGAUAACAGCACAGAUAUCUCCACCGCCCUCGAGACAACCUUCAACGACUGCGUGCGCCCCAACCCAGGAAGUCGACUCGUCGUCCCAGAAGGCCAGUACCUGCUCAGUCGGGGCGUGGUGCUCAGCAAUGCCACAAACUGGGCCUUCCAGCUGGACGGACUGAUCACGGCCGCGUACGGCGGGAGCUGGGAAAUUGAGCGUUCGUUAAUCCUCCAGGGCUUUGCUGGUGUUGACCUGCUUAAUGCGACUAUUAAUGGAGAGGGUGACCAUAAGUUUUUGUUAGAUGUUUUGGUGAUUGUUAAUGCCGUUGAUUUCGAGUUUUAUUCUUCCAAUGGAUUGGGCGCGUUUCAGGGACAGGGGUAUCUGUAUCGGAAUUUGAACAACACGGAUCGACCCCGUCUCGUCCGCUUGAUCUCUCCGACAAACGCCUCCGUCCAUGACCUGAUCCUGGUCGAUAGUCCCAAGUUCCAUAUUAUCCUGGACUUCGCCGUGAACGUCGAAGCGUACCAUCUCACGAUCCGAGGAGCCAACCUGGGCAGCUAUGAUGGUAUCGACGCAAUCGGGACGAACUACUACAUCCACGACAACGAAGUAACCAACCGCGACGAAUGCGUCUCCGUCAAAAGCCCCUCCCACCACGCCCUGGUUGAGAACCUAGUCU